UGCAGCCAUGUGACGCUGUUGUCCAUCCACACAGAUUUAAGGAAAACCUGCAAAGUUUCUCUCAGUCCAGGAAACAGAAAGAUUUAUUCUCCUCUUGAGUCGACUUUUUAAGGAUCUUCGGCGAUGGAUAAAUUAAAGUCAGUUCUAAGUGGUGAGGAGGCACGGAGAGAUGACAGAACCAUCUUAGAGACAGUGAACGAUGCCUCUACUUUAGGCUGGGGGACUCGUCUGAAGGGCUUCGUCGCCUGUUUUGUGGUGGGAGCUGCUUGUACGGUCCUGGGAGUCUGUGUGUUGUUCAUCCCCAGGAUCGGUCUCACUCUCUUCAUCGUCUUUUACACUUUUGGAAACAUUUGUGCUCUGUGCAGCACAAUGUUUCUGAUGGGCCCAGUGAAGCAGCUGAAAAGGAUGUGUGACAAAACAAGAGCGCUGGCCACCACAAUUAUGCUUACUUGUCUCGUGUUGACUCUCUGUGCAGCUUUCUGGUGGAAGAACUUUGGACUUGCUUUGUUAUUUGUCAUCUUGCAGGUCUUGUCAUUUUCCUGGUACAGUCUGUCGUACAUCCCCUGUGUGAGGGAGGCGAUCAUGCGGAUGGUGGCGGUCUGCAUGAAAUGAGCCCAGAGUUUGAGAUGAAGUUUGAGGCUGGAUGAAGUGUUUUUAAAAGAAAGAGGCAGUUCUCUUACUGAAGUCACUGAAACAGCUUCUGUGUGGUUUUACUCCAGAGAGUCUAUGACUCUUCUUCUGCACAACUGUCCUGUUUAUAGGUGAAAAAGAUUAAUUUUACCUCCAGUGAUGUUUACUGGUUUAAGCUUCAUUAAUUGAGCUGAUUGAUUUUUGGUUCUGAAUCUACUGAUCACUUCAGUUUAAGCCAGUUUGAAUGAUUGUGGGCUUUGUUUGUAAUAUGUGUAAAUAUCUGCAAUAAAAUGACAUUUUAAAGGUUUUGU
This is a messenger RNA of Acanthochromis polyacanthus (spiny chromis), 941 nucleotides long. It is a transcript of the gene sft2d2a, whose product is annotated as SFT2 domain containing 2a. The transcript is spliced from 8 exons. Bases 124 to 612 code for a protein of 162 amino acids. The record is from RefSeq and is a predicted model, not a curated record. Gene Ontology annotation, biological process: vesicle-mediated transport. NCBI's taxonomy places the organism in Eukaryota, Metazoa, Chordata, Actinopteri, Pomacentridae. Gene Ontology annotation, cellular component: membrane.